ACAAACAUCCAAAAAAACAAGAAUCGAGGAACCUCGGCCGGCUAAAUGGACUAGUUUAGUCCAUAACGGAGUCUGGUUUCCUCCAGAGUACGUUCCUCAUAAUAUUAAAAUGAAAUAUAAUGGAGAUGAAAUAAAACUCUCUCCUGAAGCUGAAGAAGUAGCAACAAUUUAUGCUGCAUUGUUAAACACAGACUAUGUAAAGAAUGACAUUUUCAAUGAGAACUUCUUUAAAGAUUGGCAAGUUGUAUUAAAAAAAUCUGAAGAAAAUCCACAAAUUGAGGAUUUUGAAAAAUGUGAUUUUACUUCUAUAUACAAUUAUUUACAAGAAGAAGAGGAACGAAAAAAGAAUUUUUCAAAAGAGGAAAAACAAAGGUUGAAAGAUGAAAAGACCAGGAUAGAUGAGUUUUAUGGUUAUUGUUACUUGGAUGGAUGUAAAGAAAAAGUCAGUAAUUUUAGAAUUGAGCCACCUGGCUUGUUUAGAGGUCAUGGUGAACAUCCUAAAACUGGUUUGUUGAAAUUGAGAGUCACCCCUGAGCAAAUAACAAUUAAUCUCAGUAAAGAUGCACCUGUCCCUCCUCCACCUGCUGGUCACUCCUGGGGUAGUAUUCUGCAUGAUAACAAAGUUACCUGGCUUGCCAAAUGGAAGGAGAAUGUAAAUAACAAAAAUAAAUAUGUGAUUUUAGCGGCCAAUAGCUCACUUAAAGGUCAAAGCGAUUUGGAAAAAUUUGAUAAGGCCAGGGAGCUCGACAAGCACAUAGAAAAAAUCCAGUGUGAUUAUAGACAGGAUUUAAAAGAUAGGCUAAAUUCAGUCCGACAACGUGCUACCACCAUGUAUCUCAUAGACAGGCUUGCAUUAAGAGCGGGAAAUGAGAAAACUGGUGAAGAAGCAGACACUGUGGGCUGUUGUUCCCUCAGAUGUGAACAUAUUACAUUAGUGUCACCAAGGACAGUUGAGUUUGAUUUUUUAGGUAAAGAUUCAAUAAGAUACGUAAACUCAGUAGAAGUAAUAGAGCAAGUUUUCAAAAACCUUAGAAUAUUUAUGAAGGAUAAGGAAUCUGGUGAAGCGUUAUUUGACAGAUUAUGGACUCAAAAUUUGAAUAAACAUUUGUCUGAAUACAUGGAGGGACUAACCGCCAAAGUAUUUCGUACAUACAAUGCAUGUCAUACCUUCCAAAUUGAGCUAAAGAAAAGGAUGGAGAAUGCUACUACUCUAACAGAGAAAAUGGUAGCAUAUAAUGAAGCAAACAGACAAGUUGCUAUUUUAUGUAACCAUCAACGUUCUGUCAGCAAGGCUCAUAUCAAAACCACUGAAAUUGCACUGGGUACAUCAAAAACCAAUUAUAUAGACCCACGCAUUUCAUUUGCAUGGUCUAAAAAAUAUAAUGUACCAAUUCAUAAGGUUUUUAACAAAAGCCUUCAGGAGAAAUUCCAGUGGGCAUCAGAUGUUGAUGCAGAUUGGAUUUGGUGGUAA
Molecule: messenger RNA, 1471 nt
Organism: Entrophospora candida
Lineage: Eukaryota; Fungi; Glomeromycota; Glomeromycetes; Entrophosporales; Entrophosporaceae
Source: the annotation of a GenBank genome assembly